Molecule: messenger RNA, 1491 nt
Organism: Cylindrotheca closterium
Lineage: Eukaryota; Bacillariophyta; Bacillariophyceae; Bacillariales; Bacillariaceae
Source: the annotation of a GenBank genome assembly
AUGACCCUGGAUCGAUCCUCACAAAAAUGGGGCUUUGCUUUCAUGCUAUCCGUGUUAGCAUUAUCCAAUGUUAUACAUCCUGUGGUGAAUGAUCCUACAAGAAUGUUUGAGAACCUACCAUAUGAUCUCUUUCCACAGGGAGUUUUGAAUAAUCAAACAGCAUCGGAAUCGCCAUCAUCACCGAAUGCUGAUGUCUCCAACAAUCCUUCAUCUGAUGCCAAUAAGAUGAUCACAGAAAAUCAAGCAACGAUACCUUCGGAGCACAGCAGUGCCACCACAAUAGAAUCGAAUUACUCUGCUUUGGACCAUGUGGUCAUGCGCUUUCGAAACGACCCCUCCUCGGUUACAAUCCAACCAAAUUCGGUACCCGUCAUGUUGUGGCCCUUUCAAGAUCAAGGUUGGAAAGUCGACAGUGCCGACAUGACCCACAUUGAGACCAAUGGUGUCCAAGAGUCUUCAGUAUUGUAUCUAGCCCCCAAGGCAGUCCGAACCUUGGAUCCCAAUGUCGUUUGGUUGACCGAUGUCAAGUUCCCACCGUCGGAGUGGUGCAAACGAUUGACCCAAAAAGCUGAGCUCACGAAAGCAAGACGCCAAGCCGCCGGUUUGCCACUCCAGUGGCCCAUUUUUGUGGUGGACUUUACGGAUCAACGAACCUACCAUCGCUGCAAAGGAUUGGAACUGAUUGUGGGCAAGGAAUUUAUGUUUUAUUCCAAACGAUCUGUGGUGGUGGAUCGGGUCUUUGAUUCAUCACAAAAUUGGGUUACGCUGGGAACCAAAGUAUUGGAGCAACGCAACAUGACGUAUGAGCACAUGCCCUUGGUGGUUCGAACGGACAUUGUGGAAAUUUUGAAAAGAAUCUUGCUGCAUCGGUACAACAAGACCAAGUUGUCCGAUCCAAUUGAAACUCUAUGGAAUCGUUCCGUCGACAUUGCUCACUAUUGGCCCAGCGAUGGUCGGAGUGGGAUUGGUCGAUUUCAAUCGCAAUUGCGGGACAAGGUCAGUCAAACGAUUGAAACUGCUCUUCUUGGCACCACGAAACAAAUCUUUGUGGGCGUGACGGGCACCGCCGACCGACGAGGCCGCCGCAAACCUCAAACUGCCUAUGUACGACACAUGUUGACGACCAAGAUUGUGGUCGUCACCCAGCGAGACGAAUGGGAAGGACAUUAUCGUUUGUAUGAAGCCCUGUUGAGUGGUGCCAUGGUCAUGAGCGAUCAAAUGCUCAUCUUGUCUCGAUUGGGGUUGGAAAAUGGGACAUCGGUGAUUGAAUUCGACAGUGAAACAAGUCUGAUAUCCUUGGCCCAAUAUUAUUUGGACCACAACAGUGAGCGUCAAGCCAUUGCAUCCAGAGGAAGACAGAUUGCCAUGUCGCGGCAUCGAUCGUGGCAUCGAAUGGAAGAAAUUGUCUUUGGGAGUAUCGUGACCAAAUGCACUGCAAAGGAAUGUCCGUACAUUGUGCAUGGAAACGAGUCGUCAAUAGUAUCAAGCUAA